AAGCAGGUCCUAUAAGGAACAAUGGCUGAUGCACCGAGAAAAUCCAAGAUUUCCUCAGGUCGUCGGCUAGGCCUGAAGAUUAAGAUGUUAAACACGGCCCAAGAGAUGCUGAUAGUGGAGAAGGAGGAGAAGAAGAAAGAGAGAGACUCCAUCCUGAGCGAAAGGGUUCCACCAUUAAAGCUCUCAGGCCUGUCAGUCCAGGAGCUACAGGACCUUUGCAGGGAUCUCCAUCACAAGAUUGAUGUUGUUGAUGAGGAGCGGUAUGACAUCGGAGUAAAGGUGGCAAAAAAUGACAAGGAGAUAGAGGACAUGAGCCAGAAGAUCUUUGAGGUGAAGAGCAAGCUGAAAAGGCCUGCGCUAAAGAGAGUGAGGAUUUCAGCUGAGGCUAUGCUCAGUGUCCUUCUGGGCUCCAGGCACAAGGAGUCCUUUGACUUCAAGGCCAAUCUGAAGACAGUGAAGAAAGAGGAAGAGAAGAAAGAAGAGGUGACUGACUGGCGUAAGAACGUGGAGGCCAUGUCUGGCAUGGAGGGCAGGAAAAAGCUGUUCGAUGCUGGUGGACAAUAAAUGGUCACUGAUGAACUCUGUAUGAGCCUGUAUCUGACCACUGGCUGCUGCAGAGAACAAGAGAGAUGGAAGAAGAACGUUGAAAACAUCUUCAUGAAAAAUGGACACUUGAAGGGAACUGAAUGAUAUCUUCUAUUGUUGUAUUCUUUUUUCUACUUCCUAAGGCAUUGUUUUGACAUUUUCCACACUGAGCACUACAAGAGACUGAUGUUGUUCAAUUCUGCCUUGAAAUCAGGCUUAGUGAUAUAACAGAUUAUAGUAGUAGAGGAGAAUGAGACGCAGCCUAAUACAGGGUUGUCAAACCACUAAAAGGGCCUUAUUAAAAAAUCUCAACAAAUCUGUGGGUCAGAGAACAGCAAUGUUUUUAUUGCUAUAACCUGAGCUGACCAUUGUUUAAUCAAAAUAUGCAAUAACUUUAGCAGUAAAAUAUGGACACCUGUAGUAGACCUUGAAAUAUUACAUGAAUACUUGAAAUAUUCAAACUUCACACUGAAUUAGAUACCUGGCAUCCUUUCAGUAAUGCAAUUUCUAAGCUGCUGAGCAAAUGUUAAGUGUAUAUUGUAUGUAAUGUAUAUAAUAUAGUAUAUUGGUUGGACUGCAGCUGAAAUGCAGCUAGUGUGUUUAGUGAUAGGACUGAUGUGGAUUGUGUAGAACUGGGUAAAAUUGAGGUGUAACUGCUGUCCCAUAGACUGCUGUUGCAGUGCAUGCUCGGGAUUGUAGUGCAGUGCAUUGUGAAAUGGGCUGAUAUUAACAGAAAAUUAAAAUACUUUUGCGGGCCAUAUUGGAUUGUGUCUGGGCCUUGUGUUUGACACAUAGGACCUAAUAUAUUUUGUUUUUGCUAAAUAAUUAAUAAAUAAUUAAUUAAUUACAAGUAUUUGAGAAAGAUUUAUCACUUUGUUUCCAGUGCCUAAUGUUUAUGCUGAAAGCAGAGUGAAUGUAAACUUACCCCAAAGCCUUUCAACCUAAAUAAACAAAAGUAAAUAAACAUCAUUAGUGGACAAAAGCUUUUUGUCUUACGUGGCAAAUUUUUGACUGGUAAGUAGAAGAGCAAAUAUGAUAAUGUUGAAAUAUAUUGUAUUUAAAUGAUACCUGUAGUAUGUUUUUGAUUGAUCUGUUUUGCAUUUAUAUGGGGCUACAUGGUUCUUGAGAAAGGU
Messenger RNA from Colossoma macropomum (tambaqui), 1718 nucleotides. RefSeq names its product troponin I, slow skeletal muscle-like. The coding region runs from base 22 to 564 and encodes 180 amino acids. Lineage: Eukaryota; Metazoa; Chordata; Actinopteri; Characiformes; Serrasalmidae. Gene Ontology annotation, cellular component: troponin complex. Gene Ontology annotation, biological process: muscle contraction. The transcript has 8 exons. The record is from RefSeq and is a predicted model, not a curated record.